AUGCUGUUUGGCUAUUCCGGCUCCAGUCGCCCGAACAAGGCCAGACAAUCCUCCUCAGCCUCGGUCCAUUCUUCUCACUCCAAUUCGGCCGCUGAAAGGCCGUAUAAAGCGCACCCUAGAAGCCACUCGCGCGGACCGAGCACACAAUCGACUGGGAAGACCCCCGGAGGUGCAACAGCAUCUACAGACAAGUUGGUAGCGGCGGAAAGGAACACGCCCGGUGUCUUUGAUUUUCUCGAAGAGGAAGAGUCUGAGGAGAGCACUUCGUCGGAGUCAGACGACGAUGAUGUUCGUGGACUGCCCAAUGCGUCCAGAGCGCAACCAAAAUCCACAACUAUUCCCGCGACUGUCGGGUUGCAGCUAGCUAGAAAUCCCACGGCCAGUCGGAGAUCUACGAUGCAUGAUUCUCAUCAUGAAACAGGGUCUUCGACAGCGCGCUCCGGAGGCUCUCAAGACAAAAAGGGUACAGACUACCACACCACACCAGAGGCAUACUACCCUACCGUGCGGAAACCCGCCUUGCCACCAUCACCACCGAAGAGUCCAGAGGAACAGAAAUCUUCCAGAAGUAAUCCAAGGACGCGGACGAAUACCAAGUCAUUGGAUGUAUCAUCCGGGUAUGGGCUUAUCGCUUCCCGUCUCAGCAGUUCUCGUCCGGAUGAGGCGCAUCACCAGCUCCCUCCUUUGUAUCGCCGAUUUGAGCAUUUGAACCAUCGCGUGUUGCUUCACCUGCAAGACGAGAUUGCGCAGAUGGAAGAAGAACUUCACGUACUCGACGAAUAUGAAGAAAUGCACCGUUCUGUUACCGCAGACCAAGAAGGGAAAAACAAACCAACGCCUGCCUCAAGGCGCACGGAUGCGCAAGCCCAAACAUACUCCAAUUUACAUCACCGGCGAAAUGAAUUAUUGGGGUCUAUAAUAAGCAAAACCGAGCAAUAUAACAACGCUCUUUGUGCCUACAGCAAAGUCCUAGAAACCCUUCCCGGCGCCUCUAAACAAGACAUCGAAUCCUACCGGGUCUGGAUGAAAAAGCAUAAUCCCAUCACUGUCGCCGAAAGUCGUUUCCUUGAGCACGAUCAGGACCUCAUCUCCGUCACGCCUCGUUCUCUUCCUUUCAGUGGUAUCGGACUUGCUGCUUCUGUCAAUGGCAACUCUCCCUUCCCUGCUGUUGUGAUCGCGUCCACCAUCAUACUCCUCCCGCUGCUGGCAUUCAGUCUAAUAUCAGAAUUCUCUGGUCGCCUGCUCGUGGUUACGAUUGUGGCCGGUGCGGUAUCGGCUUUCGCAAGUAAUUUCUCGACCGGGAUUGAGCGUUUGAUAGAUGCGAAGGAUGGAUGGAAAUGCGCUGGAGCGUAUUUCGGAUUCAUGGCGGUGGCUGCUAUGUUUAUUCCUUGA
Messenger RNA from Aspergillus chevalieri, 1392 nucleotides. RefSeq lists its product as uncharacterized. The record is from RefSeq and is a predicted model, not a curated record. The transcript is spliced from 3 exons. NCBI's taxonomy places the organism in Eukaryota, Fungi, Ascomycota, Eurotiomycetes, Eurotiales, Aspergillaceae. The coding region runs from base 1 to 1392 and encodes 463 amino acids.